This is a messenger RNA of Dictyostelium purpureum, 940 nucleotides long. RefSeq lists its product as uncharacterized. The record is from RefSeq and is a predicted model, not a curated record. The transcript is spliced from 7 exons. Lineage: Eukaryota; Evosea; Eumycetozoa; Dictyosteliales; Dictyosteliaceae. Gene Ontology annotation, molecular function: sugar transmembrane transporter activity. Bases 1 to 870 code for a protein of 289 amino acids. Gene Ontology annotation, cellular component: membrane.
AUGGGGGGUGGGGUUUACCCCGAAAUUUUAGCGACACAGAUUUUAGGCAAUGUUCUCAUUGCUGCUAUUGUUUUAUCAAAUGUACCAUACUUUUAUAAAAUAGAAAUGACCCGUGAUGUUGGGGAGUUUAAUAUCUAUCCUUUUGUUUUCAUGAUUGGUCAAGCUUUGAUGUGGGUUGCUUAUGGUACAAUUAGUAAUAUUCAAGGUCUAGUACCAGUAAAUGCAUUUGGUUUAAUUUUCAACCUUGCUUUUAUUCUUAUAUAUAUUAGUGCUUCAAGAGAUACAAAAAAAAAAAGAAUAGUAAUGUCUAGUUUUGUUAUUUAUAUUGCAAUAUUAGUAUCUUUUGUUUUAAUUAUAUUUUUCCAAGCACCCAAAGAGAAAAUUCAACCAAUUCUUGGUUGGUUAACCUGUAUUUUGUUAGUAGCAUUUUAUUGUUCACCAAUUUUAAACUUUUAUUCAAUGUAUAAACAAAGAACUACAGGAUCAUUAUCAAUUCCAUUAUCCAUUACAUCCAUUUUAUCUGGUGCAGCAUUUGGUUUGUACGGAUACUUUUUAGAAGAUAACUUUGUAUUAGUUUCCAAUUUUUCAGGUUGUGGAUCAGGUAUCAUUCAGAUAAUUUGGUAUUUUAUUAUGAAGAUUAUUAUUAAACAUUCCCCACCCCCACCAAAAAAAGAUGAUGAUAAUGGAAUGUCCAUUUCAUACGAAAUGGAAGAAAAUUUAAAAAAUAAAAAGAAAAAUAAAAAUAAAAGCGUCAACAAUAAUAAUGACAAAAAUAACGAUAACGACAAUGACAAUGGCCCAAAUGAUAAUAUAGACAGUCCUGAUGAUAAUAAUGAUAUAAUAUCAGAAACCAAAACAAGAGAAGAAUAAAAUAAUAAUAUAAAAUUAUACUACAUAUUGUAUAGAAAAAAAAAAGAAAUAAAAACUAUUUAUUUAACCU